Molecule: messenger RNA, 3370 nt
Organism: Cydia fagiglandana
Lineage: Eukaryota; Metazoa; Arthropoda; Insecta; Lepidoptera; Tortricidae
Exons: 21
Coding region: 84-3251 (1055 amino acids)
Molecular function (GO): monooxygenase activity; oxidoreductase activity, acting on paired donors, with incorporation or reduction of molecular oxygen; iron ion binding
Source: RefSeq, a predicted model, not a curated record
UAACUUGACGUACGCUAUAACGUGUUAUAAAUAGUUUUAUACAACAUAUGUUUACAACCCCUGUGUCAUAACGAUAAUAAGCAAUGUUCUUCAUCUGGCUCCUCAUUGGCGCCUGCGUCGCGCUCGGCGCCUGGCUCUACCGUAACUACACCACGCUCUCCUACCACGGCAUCAAGCAUGGCCCCUUUGUCCCGCUGCUGGGAGACAUGGCCGGCGUGACGUUCUUGAAGGAGCACGUUACUGAUGUCAUUAUGCGCGCUUAUAACAGCUUCCCUAAUGAGAGGCUGGUGGGUCGCUACGAAUUCCUGACCCCCUACAUCAUAGUGAAGGACCCGGAACUCUUGAAGAGGAUCACAGUCAAGGACUUCGACCACUUCGUCGACAGAAGGAUCAUUGUCGACGCCAAAGCUGAACCUAUGUUUGGCAGAAAUCUUGUCUCUUUGAGAGGUCAAGAAUGGAAGGACAUGCGGUCGAUGAUGAGUCCGGCGUUCACCAGCUCCAAGAUUAGGAACAUGUUGCCGUUAAUCGUGGAGGUGGGAGACCAGAUGAUGGUGUCUUUGAAGAAGCAACUUAAAGAGAGCGGACGUGAUUACAUCGACGUAGACGUCCGGGCCCUCGCAACUCGCUACGCCAACGACGUAAUAGCGUCCUGUGCGUUUGGACUGCGCGUCGACUCACACUCCGACCCCGAUAACGAGUUCUUCAAGAUGGGCGCCGCGGCUACUAACUACACCUUCACUCAGAUACUCAAGUUCUUUGGGCACUCUGCGUUCCCAGGGCUUAUGAAGAGAUUCGGUAUUAAGGUUCUCUCGGACAGCACGAGAGCUUUCUUCAACCAUCUGGUGUGGGACACGAUGAGGGAACGCGAGCAACACGGCAUCGUGCGCCCGGACAUGAUCCAUCUCCUCAUGGAAGCCAAGAAAGGUCGACUAACUCACGACGAUUCUGGGAAAGAUGCUGACGCCGGAUUUGCGACUGUUGAAGAGUCUGAUGUUGGGAAGAAAUCUGUGCAUCGAGACUGGUCAGACACAGAUCUGACCGCUCAAGCAUUCAUCUUCUUCCUCGCCGGCUUCGAGACCGUCUCCACAGCCAUGAGCUUCCUCAUGUACGAGCUGGCCCUCAACCCUGAGGUCCAAGACAAACUGGUUAAGGAGAUCAGGGAGCAGGAGAAGACUGGCAAGUUCGAUUAUGGGGCUAUACAGAGGAUGACUUACCUGGAUAUGGUGGUUUCAGAAACAUUACGGCGCUGGCCUGCAGCAGUAGCGACUGACAGACUUUGCAUCAAGGAUUACAAUUUGGGAAGACCUAACGACGAAGCAACAACCGAUUACAUAAUAAAGGCCGGGGAAAGCCUCACCAUCCCCAUAACGGCAUUCCACUACGACCCUCAAUACUUCCCGGAUCCCAUGAAGUUUGACCCUGAGCGAUUCUCCGAAGUGAACAAACACAAAAUCAAACCUUCGACGUACAUGCCUUUUGGAAUAGGACCACGAAACUGCAUUGGCUCCCGAUUCGCGUUGUGCGAGGUGAAAGUGAUGAUCUACCAGCUCCUACUGCAUGUGGAACUGUCCCCUUGCGAGAAAACAACCAUCCCUGCGAAGCUCACCACGGACACCGUCAGGCUGAGGCUAGAGGGGGGACAUUACCUGCGGAUGAAAAUGAUAUUCCUUAUCUGGCUGGUGGCCAUCACAGCAGCAGUUCUGCUCUACUGUCACCAGUCUUACUCCAGGUUCAGCAAAUAUGGCGUCAAGCAUUUGCCCCCAGUGCCGCUAUUGGGAGACAUGGCGAGAGUGUUCUUUCGUAGGGAGCAUUUCUUUGAGAACGCUAAGAGGAUUUAUGAUAGCUUCCCUGGAGAGAGAUUCGUGGGCCACGUGGAAUUCGUAAGGCCCAUGGUGUUUCUCCGAGACCUCGAGCUGGUGAAGCGGAUCACAGUGAAAGACUUCGAGCACUUCCUCGACCACGCCGUGGUUGUUGACAAAACUAUCGACCCUCUGUUCGGGAGGAACCUGUUUGCUCUGAAAGGUCAGGAAUGGAAAGACAUGCGGUCUACUUUAAGCCCGGCCUUCACCAGUUCCAAGAUCAAACUGAUGGUGCCUUUCAUGGAAGAAGCUGGAGAAAACAUGACCAUAAGACUGAAGAGAGAGAUACAGGAGUCUGGAAAAAACUACGCCGACGUUGACUUUAAAGACGUAUGCAACCGCUACGCCAACGAUGUCAUCGCGUCUUGCGCCUUCGGCCUCAAGGUGGACUCGCAGAACAAUGAGCCAGAAUUCUACAAGAUGGGGAAGGUGGCUGCGCAGUUAACCUACGUUCAGAUGCUCAAGUUCAUGGGGUUUCAGUGUAUCCCUACAAUUAUGAAGUACUUGAAAAUGAGAAUCUUCACGGCGUCGACUCAGAACUUCUUUAGGCAGCUGGUGACACAGACGAUGAGGGAGCGGGAAACACAUAACAUCAUACGGCCGGAUAUCCUCCAUCUACUCAUGGAGGUUAAGAAAGGAAAUCUUAAACAUGAGGAGGAUAACACAGCCAGUGAUGCUGGGUUUGCGACCGUAGAAGAGUCUAACGUUGGAAAAGCAGCAACCACAAAAAGUGUCUGGACUGAUGACGACCUGAUAGCUCAAGCAGUCAUCUUCUUCGUGGCUGGCUUCGAAGGCGUUGCCCAAGCCAUGACCUUCCUUGUCUAUGAGCUGACUCUCAACCCAGAGGCCCAAGAUAAGCUGGUGCAAGAGAUUAUGGAGAAUGAGAGGAGGAAUGGCGGGAAGUUUAACUACACAUCUGUGCAAGAGAUGACGUAUUUGGAUAUGGUUGUUUCAGAACUAUUAAGACUGUGGACACCAGGCAUUGCUCUUGAGAGGAUAUGCACAAAAGACUACAACCUUGGAAGGCCGAAUGAUAAAGCUACUAAAGAUUAUAUAAUUCGCAAGGGAGAAGGCGUAAAGAUUCCCACUGGCGCCUUCCACCUCGACCCUCAGUACUUCCCUGAGCCCCACAAGUUUGAUCCGGAGCGCUUUGCACCUGAAAACCGCCACAAGAUUCAUCCCUUUUCUUUCAACCCUUUUGGAUGUGGCCCGAGGAACUGUAUAGCUUCCAGAUUCGCCCUCUGCGAGGUAAAGGUGUUGAUCUACCAGGUGCUCAAGCAUGUGGAAGUGUCGCCAUGCGAGAAGACCGUCAUUCCGAUCCAGCUGGAUAAGACCUCCUUUAACCUGAUCAUCAAGGGAGGACACUGGAUUCGGGUGAAGGCUAGGGGAUGAGAGAAGGAGGAACUGCCGUUUCUAAAUGAAGCAAGAACGGACGCAAAAGUUUUUUUUUUACUUUAAAAAAAUUCUUGAACUUAUAUUUUUUAUAACAAUAAAAGUUUAAGUUUAUACAA